Messenger RNA from Vicia villosa (hairy vetch), 972 nucleotides. RefSeq lists its product as uncharacterized. The record is from RefSeq and is a predicted model, not a curated record. The transcript has a single exon. Lineage: Eukaryota; Viridiplantae; Streptophyta; Magnoliopsida; Fabales; Fabaceae. Bases 1 to 972 code for a protein of 323 amino acids. Gene Ontology annotation, molecular function: nucleic acid binding; RNA-DNA hybrid ribonuclease activity.
AUGUUUGGGGAGUGGGGGAGCCUUUGGAAAAUUAAGGCGCCACCAAAAACUAAGCAUCUUAUUUGGCGUGCGUGUCGGGGAUGCCUUCCUACUAGGAAAAACCUUAGACACCAUUAUGUUCCGUGUCCCGCUAGUUAUCAGAUGUUUAAUGCGGAAGUGGAGGAUGAGUGGCACAUUCUUUUUGGUUGUGUACAAACUAAUAAUUGUUGGACUGUUGCAGGUAUUGACCAUCUCAUUAGACCGCGUCUUACUUUAUUUGCUAAUGUGAGGGAGAUGAUCCUAGACAUAUGUUUGAAGGAAGAUUUCAAAGACGCGGGGAAAGUGGCGGUUAUGAUGUGGGUGUUGUGGAACAAUAGGAACAAUUGGAUUUGGAAUGAGAAGAAACAAGAUGCUAAUCAAUUAGGGAUUCAAGGUCACCAUAUGUGGCAGGAGUGGUUCGCGGCUCAAAGUCAAACAAGUAGCGACAUGCCGAGAGCCCACCAUCAAAAUACAUGGCAGCCACCUCAUUCGGGUUGGUUGAAGUGCAACGUGGAUGCGGGAUUCAAUACUAUUCUUGGUACGACUAAUGGAGGUUGGUGUGUUAGAGAUAGUGGUGGAAGAUUCAUGGUGGCGGGUACUUUGUGGAAUAGGGGAAAUGUCUCUAUUGUUGAAGCUGAAGCAAUUGCUUUGAAGGAAGCCAUCCAAGGUGCCAUCAACUUACACUUGCAACACAUCAUCUUUGAAAGCGAUUCCCAAAUUGUGGUUCAAGCUACUAAGGAUCCUUCAUUGGGUAAUUCUGAAUUUAGUUUGAUUAUUAAUAGUAUCCGUAAUUUACUUAGCUCCCGUAACGACUUUGAGGUCAAGUUUGUUAAGCGCCAAGCUAAUUGUGUUGCCCAUAGUCUUGCUAAGGCGGCAAAUUCUUGGUCUCGGCGCGCGGUUCUUUAUUGGAUUCCUCAGUGUAUUGAACAAGUUUUAAUUAAUGAUAUGAUUUGA